Messenger RNA from Liolophura sinensis, 2554 nucleotides. RefSeq lists its product as uncharacterized. Gene Ontology annotation, cellular component: nucleolus. The record is from RefSeq and is a predicted model, not a curated record. The coding region runs from base 83 to 2428 and encodes 781 amino acids. Gene Ontology annotation, molecular function: GTP binding. Lineage: Eukaryota; Metazoa; Mollusca; Polyplacophora; Chitonida; Chitonidae. The transcript has 15 exons.
CGUGGUUAGGUUGUCGUGGGCUUGUAACAGUUGUCUUGAUAUCGGUGGAAGUCUGUAGAUUAGGUGUUUGACCGUCGGAAAAAUGGUGAAGGUCAAGACAAAAAAGCCCCGAGAGGGCAUCAACAAAGCGAAUCAUAGCAUGAAUCCAGACCGGGUCAAAGGGCAGGGUGGCAGCAACAUGAGGGAUAAAUCCACCAUUCGGCGAUUGCAGAUGUAUAGGAAUUUCAAACCAAAAAGGGACAGACGAGGAAAAAUUGUCCAGCCAGCUCCGUUCCAGUCUCGGCUGCCCUCAGGAAGUGUAGCUCGUGUGGAGCCAAAACAGACGCUGGUUGGAAACACACGAGUGGUUACCCAGAAUGCACUGCAGACCUUCCAAGAAGAAUUGGGCAAGGUGAUGAGGGACCCAUAUAAGGUGGUGAUGAGACAGACACAACUCCCUGUCACAUUGCUCAAUGAGACGGCCAAGCAUGCUAGAGUCCAUCUCCUGGACACGGAGAGUUUUGAGUCCACUUUCGGUAAAAAGUCUAUCAGGAAAAGACCAAACAUGAAGGUGGCUGACAUGGAGACCCUUCUAGCAGGGGUAGAAGCCUCGAACUCUAAGUAUGAUGUGAGCAAAGACAGCGACCUGGUGACAGAGGUGCAGGAUAUGAAAGAUGAGCCACUAGAAGUCGUGUUUAAGGCUGGCCAAUCAAAACGCGUCUGGAAUGAGCUUUACAAGGUGAUUGACUCAUCCGAUGUGGUGGUGCAGGUAUUAGAUGCCCGUGAUCCUCUGGGCACCAGGUGUUAUCAGGUGGAGGAAUACCUAAGGAAGGAGAAGCCGCAUAAACACUUGAUCUUUGUCCUCAACAAGGUGGAUUUGAUCCCAGUCUGGGUCACGAAAAAAUGGGUAGCUAUAUUGUCACAGGAUCAUCCAACGAUGGCCUUCCAUGCCAGCCUGACCAACCCAUUUGGGAAAGGAGCUCUUAUCAACCUAUUACGACAGUUUGGAAAGUUACAUCAGGAUCACAAACAGAUCAGUGUGGGGUUUAUUGGCUACCCCAACACAGGCAAAAGCUCCAUAAUCAAUGCUCUGCGUUCCAAGAAAGUCUGCAACGUGGCACCUAUAGCCGGGGAAACAAAGGUGUGGCAGUAUGUGACGUUGAUGAAGCGGAUAUACCUGGUGGACUGCCCCGGCGUGGUCUACCCGACGGCUUCAACGCCCACAGAUUGUGUUCUCAAAGGGGUGGUGCGUGUGGAGUAUGUUAAGGCACCUGAGGAUUAUGUGGCCCCCAUGUUAGACCGCAUCAAACCAGAGUAUGUGAAGAGGACAUACAAAAUAGAGGACUGGAAGAACCAUGAGGAUUUCCUGGAACAAGUAGCGAGGAAAUCUGGAAAACUGCUUAAGGGUGGAGAGCCUGAUAUAUCCACAGUGGCCAAAAUGGUGCUGAAUGACUUUGUGAGAGGAAAAAUUCCAUACUUCACCAAACCCCCGGGCUCGGAGGGUGAGGGUGUUGAUGAGAAACCUUGUGACAAGCAAGAGGAGAAGAUCCCAUCUGAACCUGUGAGUGAGAAACCUAAAGUAAAGCAGAACCUGAGGAAGAUUCAGGUAGAUGCUGAGUAUGUGGGAGAGGAUGUGAAGGAUGAGGACUUGUCUGAUGGGGAGAGUGACUCUGAGUUAGAGAGGGAGGCAGAGGUAGAGGAGGAGGAAGGGGAGGCCACUGCUGCAGGGAGAAUGCCAGAAACUGCUGCAGAGACUGUCAGCCCUCCAGACCGCGAACAGCAGCCCUCAAACUCCAAGGGCAGACAACCAGUGGGAAAUGACCAAAGGGCACAAACUGGACAUAGUGAUAUAAAUAAAAGCAGUGUUAAAGGGAAAAAGUCAAGAAAAAUGGUAAAACAGACUGAAUCUAGUGUAAAUAGCAAACAAAGGAAGAAAUCUGGAAAGAGGAACUCGCACACUCCUCCAGACAUGGAAGAAACCUCAAAGAGAAGAAAUGUGCAUGUAGAUAAAAAUACAGGUAUCAGUAUGAACAUUACUUCUGGAAGCUCACUGGUCAGUUGUGACAAUGCGGUCAGCCAAAGUGCAGCUGUGAGAUCCGUGGAAUAUCGGUCCAGUACGAGUGGCAACUUCAGAAUCCUGGAUCAGACCACUACGAGUACCACGGACGAAGCAGCGCCCAUGAAGGAGAUAAACUAUGAUAGUAAAUUUUUUGGAUGCAAAGUGAAACAGACAGGACAGGUAGCUGUGGUGGAAGUGGUGCCAGUAGAUAAGAGUAAAUCUGAUCAAAGGAAACGAUCAACUGGCAGAAGGGCAGAUGAAAAAGAUAACUCGCUUCCCAGUAUAUCCAGUCGUGAGAAACGAAAACUGGCUCGACAAGAACGAUCCAAGAAGAUUGGUGUGCACUUUUAUAAGAAUACAGAUGUGAAAAAUCGAUCGUUCCGUCGCUAAUGAAUUACAAUUUUAUAAUUUCCAAUGGCUUCAGCUCCCCCAUCCCUCCCCCCCUCCCAACCACCAAAAAAAAAAAAAAAGUGAAAAGAAAUGUAAUAAACAAAGCAAUUGUUGUGUGUGUGAUUU